UUCGCAAUCUCAAUUGAAGAAUCCGUUUUUAUUUUCAGAGAAAAAAAAAAAAAAUCUUCUUCUAGGUUUUCCGGCGAACUAGUCGGGUUGUUGUAGUUGAGUUGGAUUGAGCGUUUUUCUACUGGAGAUGGAUUCUGCAACUAAAGUGAAGAAAGGUGCAGGAGGAAGGAAAGGAGGUGGGCCAAAGAAGAAGCCAGUUUCUAGAUCUGUGAAAGCCGGUCUUCAGUUCCCCGUCGGAAGAAUUGGGCGGUACUUGAAGAAAGGCAGAUAUUCCCAGAGGGUUGGUACCGGAGCUCCAGUUUACAUGGCUGCCGUCCUCGAAUACCUAGCUGCUGAAGUUCUCGAGCUUGCAGGCAAUGCAGCUAGAGACAACAAGAAAAACAGAAUCAACCCUAGACACGUUCUUCUGGCAGUAAGGAACGAUGAGGAGCUCGGAAAGCUGCUUGCCGGAGUCACCAUUGCCCACGGCGGUGUUCUGCCCAAUAUUAACCCGGUAUUGUUGCCUAAGAAGAGUGAGAAGGCAGCUGCAACCAAGGAAUCCAAGUCUCCAUCCAAGGCAACCAAGUCUCCCAAGAAGGCUUAGGUCUGAAUCAUCGGAGACCACAAGUUGGGUGUAUCUUUUGACUUGUUUAGUUGUAUGUAAUUUUGGGUCUAGGACCUUUUUACUGCCGUUACUGAAUUUAGGAAGAGGGGAAA
This is a messenger RNA of Carica papaya (papaya), 696 nucleotides long. It is a transcript of the gene HTA6, whose product is annotated as histone H2A 6. The record is from RefSeq and is a predicted model, not a curated record. Gene Ontology annotation, cellular component: nucleosome. Lineage: Eukaryota; Viridiplantae; Streptophyta; Magnoliopsida; Brassicales; Caricaceae. Gene Ontology annotation, molecular function: structural constituent of chromatin; DNA binding; protein heterodimerization activity.